UUUAACAGCUCAUAAUAAUAACAUAUAAUGAAUCGAGAUGUUGAAGCAUCGAAGCUGUUUUUGGAGUCUGAGAGAGAAAGUACUAGACAAGCAACGACGAGGUCGUCAGGAGAAGCUGGAAGAUCAACAAGCCCCGUACAGGAUUUAAUAAAAUGUUUUUGUGGGACUUGUGAUACAUGGUUUAAACGUCAAAUUAUUGAGUUUGCAUUAAAAUCAAAUGGUGAAGCGAUCCUCAGAGAUGGUGAUUCAAGGCUUUUACUUAAGAAAUUUAUGAUUUAUCGGAAAAAUAACUCUAAUUUCAAAACGCAAUUGGAAGAAAUAGUCGAAUGCUUUGAAUUAGCACAAGAUGUAUUGAACGGUGAAAAGGAUUUAGAAGAAAAUCGUGCUGACUUAGAUGAUGCUUGUUACACAGAAUAUUGGGAAGACUAUCUCACUCGAGCAAUUGAUGAUGGUACAACAGACGACUUUUUUCACGACCUAAUUCGCGAAUCAUCGAUUAGGCUUGAAAAUAGCGCAGAAUAUUCGAUAUUUAAGGAUGAACUAAAGAAGAAGCUUAGCCUAAAGCAGUAAUAAAAUAAAUCACAGAGCAUCACAAAAUGUC
Messenger RNA from Chironomus riparius, 601 nucleotides. The record is from the annotation of a GenBank genome assembly. Lineage: Eukaryota; Metazoa; Arthropoda; Insecta; Diptera; Chironomidae.